AUGUCCAAAAGCUCAGCUAAAUUCGUUGUCCUUGAUGCCUCUGGCUCAAAUUGGCAUACUUGGCAAACAACCGCCAAAUUCGAGCUCAAGUCCCACAAGGUGUGGAAGUUCUUUGACCCGGCUAACCCCUCUUCCUCUCCUCCACCCAAAUAUUCUGCCGAAAACCUCGAGAAGAUCAAAAAGGGGGCAGACCCCUCCAAGUACAUGAUUCUCUCGGCAUAUACAACCUGGGAGGAGGACUGCGACGUUGCAAUAGCUUGGCUUGCUUGCUUAGUUGACCCUAUCCACGCCGAUAUCCUUGACUGCAGUACCUUACCAAAAAAGUGUUGGGAUGCCCUUGUUGUGCGCUUUGCCAAUCAAUCCGCUCAGGGCGUUACACUCACUCAAACAAAACUCGCUACACUGAAGUUUUCCAACGACGGAUCGAUCCCUCUUAGCAAUGUUCUUGCAAAGUUCAGCGGACUCGUUCUCAACCUGAAGCGCGCCGGACAACCCCUGUCCGAUGCCGAAACUUGCGCUUGGCUAGCCUUAGCAAUGCCCCUAUCUCUGCAGGCACAGAUCUCGACCCUCCAGGAGGGUAUGAACGCCAAAAACCCUGAACACUGGUACCAGUCGCUAUCUACUACUUGGGAGCAACUACAAGCUGUGCGUACAAACAAAGAGACUUUCACCGCCAAACAAGCCACAACCAACCCCAACCCCUUGUCUUCCCGCAAUUGUUAUGUAUGCAAGAACCCAGGACACUACGCUCGGGACUGCCCAACACUAUUGCCAGAGGAGAGGACCCAACGACAGGAGCGGGCUUGCAAGCGCAAGGAGUCUUGGGCUGGAGGAAACAAGCCCAACGAAGGAACGUCUGACCUUGCAGCCCAACUUGCACAAAUCCAAGCAAGACUUGCUGCUCUAGAUACUCGUUCUACGUCUACAAACAACAAUUCCUUGGGGUACAACACACACGCAAAGGUGACAAUCCUUUGUGCGUCCACAUCAGUCCUAUCCGACAAUGUCCACUUGGAUUGCGUCACACAAGACAUCUCUGGGGGACUGAUACUCAAGGCAGGCGGCGGGAAAGUGCCUUUGAAUUACGCGGCUAUCAACUCAGGCGCGUCUCGCCAUUGCGCAGCUGAACAGGCCUUUUUCAUUAAUUAUCGGACCUUAACCGAGCCUAAACGAGUAUACCUGGGUGACAAUAGGUUCAUUAUGGCUAUAGGAGAAGGGGACUUCCGAGUCUGGAUCAAUGGAUCGUCUGGAGAACGCGAAUGCAUCAUAUUUCGUCAUACUCUACACGUCCCAGACCUUGCAUGCACCCUCAUUUCCAUAAGACAACUCACCUGCGACUCCAAACCAGCUCUCCACGCCGUAUUCCGUGGGAACCAAUGCAAAGUUUGGAACGAAAAGGGGAUCGUUUUUAUUGCUAAGGCAAAUGAGUCCAUUGGAGGACCCUAUGCGAUCAGCUUACGCACCGCCCUGCGCCCAACGCUCCGCACUCCUGUUCUUGCGCUCACUGCUUUCCUAGCCGGAAAAUCGACCACGGCACUUAAUCCCCACGUUGCCCAUGCACGGUUUGGCCACCUGAAUGGAAAUGACUUACACGCUCUGGCCAAGAAGAAGUUGGUGAGCAACUUCUCCAUGUCCGACCGCCUCCACCGAUCCAAUCCUUGCGAGCCCUGCCUAUUGGCAAAAGGCCACAAGCUCCCCUUCUCCCCACAAACCGCCCGUUCCGACGUACCACUUGACCUAGUGCAUACUGACAUAUGCGGCCCUAUGGAUAUUGAAGCCAUAGGGGGGUACAGGUACUUCAUCUUGUUCUGCAAUGAUUGUACCGGUUAUUUUUGCGCGUACUUGCUCAAGAAGAAGUUGGGAGCGUUGGAGCGGUACAAGGAGUUUAAGGCUUGGGCAGAGCGGUCCUCAGGGCGGAGGAUAAAGUGUUUAAUGUCGGACAGAGGGGGGGAGUUUAUGUUGGAUACUUUUGAAUGUUUUCUACGCAAUACUGGAACUGUGAAUCAAACGUUGUCACCCUAUACUCCCGAACAAAACGGAUGUAUUGAACGCAAGAAUCAGGAUGUGAUGGGUAUUGUACAGGCCGUGCUACAAGAAUCGGGCCUAGCCCCCCGCUUCUGGGGCGAAGCAGUCUUAUUUGCCGCAUACACCCUCAACUUUUGUCCAAACUCAGCUCUUGGGGGGUCCAUCCCAUACACAAAAUGGACUGCCCGCACCCCAGACGUAUCUCAUCUCUGUUCUUUUGGAUGUGAUGCUUAUGUGCUUAUACUCCCAGAAUCUCAGCAUACCAAAACUGGCCCAACGGCUGCAAAAUGUGUCUUCACGGGAUAUACGGGGUCUGGCUACAGAUGUUGGGACCCAAAAACUCUGAGAUUUUGCGACUCCCGCCAUGUGGUAUGUGUUGAACAAAACCGCAACCAAAGCCCCCUCCCACCCGUACCACCGCCCUCGGAUUCCAACAUUUGGCAGGCAUUUGGUAUACUACCUACAGACGACGUCAGCUCAGAAUCCAGCUUGAGUGUUUCCUCUCCUACGCCCCGAGUUAUUGAUCUUGACGAUGACUUCAAUGCUCCUGGUUCAAACAGUCAAGAUCAGGGGGAGCAAGGAGACAUAGAAGGCCUACAUGAUGAAGAGGAAAGGCUAGAGGAAGAACCAGGUGUCCAGCCGCCCCAACAAGAACCUCGUCAAGCCGCAUUUACCGCAAGGCCCAAGCCCGUAACAGUCCCACGUUCAUAUAACAAGGCGAUUCAAGAUCCUGAUAAACACUUGUGGAUGGCCGCUAUUGCAAAGGAGUUCAACACCCUUCUGAGCAAGGGCACAUUUACCUACAGCCCAGACCUCCCACCCGGCAGCAAAGCUCUGAAAGGCAUGCUUGUCUUUGCAAUAAAAGUUGACGGCACGUACAAAGCUUGCCUAGUAAUCAAAGGAUGUGCUCAACGUCUUGGUCGGGACUACAACGAAAUGUUUUCCCCAGUAGCCCGCUCCGCCUCCCUACAAUUAGUAGUGGCUAUAUCUGUCCGCGACAGCCUCACAUUAUUUGCAGCUGAUUUCACAGCGGCUUUCCUCAACGGACUUCUUGAGGAAGAAAUAUACAUGGAGCAACCGGACGGAUGGAUUGCUCCCCCAGAGCACCAGGGCUUGUACCUCAAACUAGUGAAGUCACUCUAUGGACUUAAGCAAGCAGGUCGAGUCUGGUACAAGUGUUUAUCUUCGGCACUUAUAGAGCUAGGGUUUGUCCGUUUCAACUCCAAUAACUGCGUCUUUAUGCGACAACGCAACAAUACUGGUCUGAUUAUUCUAGCUGUGCAUGUUGACAACCUCACCGGUGCCGCUUCCAACGACGCAGUUUGGGACUUGUUCUGCGCUGAACUUAACGCAAAAUAUGAACUAAAGAACUUAGGCCGCGCAAAAGAGAUUUUAGGGCUAGAAAUUACACAAGACCCUAAAGCAGGAACGGCUUUAAUCACACAGAACCGCUACAUCAAAGACCUGGCUUGA
Molecule: messenger RNA, 3498 nt
Organism: Rhizoctonia solani
Lineage: Eukaryota; Fungi; Basidiomycota; Agaricomycetes; Cantharellales; Ceratobasidiaceae
Product: Retrovirus-related Pol polyprotein from transposon TNT 1-94
Exons: 2
Coding region: 1-3498 (1165 amino acids)
Biological process (GO): DNA integration
Molecular function (GO): zinc ion binding; nucleic acid binding
Source: RefSeq, a predicted model, not a curated record